This is a messenger RNA of Mytilus trossulus (common blue mussel), 1602 nucleotides long. RefSeq lists its product as uncharacterized. The transcript has 7 exons. Lineage: Eukaryota; Metazoa; Mollusca; Bivalvia; Mytilida; Mytilidae. The record is from RefSeq and is a predicted model, not a curated record. Bases 24 to 1562 code for a protein of 512 amino acids. Gene Ontology annotation, cellular component: membrane.
UAGAGUGUACGUAUAAACAUACAAUGGCAAUCAUUCAGGGAUUUAUUAUAAUUUUCCUCUUGCAAUUUGGAGGAGAGCCUGUGACGUCAGCCUCAUGUGACUUUACUGGACAGUGCAUUUAUAAUUUGAAAGUCCAUCAUUGUAACCAAACAACAAACACCAGACGGGAAAGCGAUCCGAGUGGUAGUUGUGGCUGUGGAGAUUUGGAAAUCAUACAAGGAGAGACCUACAAUUUACAAAGUUCCUUGAGUACCCUAGAAUUCCAAUUCAGUGCACUUGUACAGAGGUAUCAAGCAACUAAAGCAAGUAUUUUACAGAAACAACAACUACUUGAGAACGCUAUUUCUGAAAAUAAAGCAUUAGAAUCGAAAAUCCGAAAUGUCCAUUAUCUUCUGAAUAAAACGACUGAAAGUGUGACCAGACAAACAAAUAACUGGAACAAUGAGAAAACCAGGCUUCAGACACAGACUUCGAAGUCUAUUAAAGAUGUACAGACAUGUAAAGCGGUACUAACUGCAGCCAAAACUGACAAUGGCCAAAAUAUAACAGAUACGGCAAGCAACAAACCCGUUUCGAAGACAUUCUGUGGAUUUGAGGACAGUAAAAGGUGUGGAUAUGUAGCAGAGUCAGGAUCUCACUGGACAUGGCAAUCUUCAAUGUAUUCCUCAACAACGGGACCAAAACAAGACCACACAUAUGGCACUCCAAAUGGUCAUUACAUGAUGUUGAAUUCACAAGGUGCUGCGUCAUCCUCUCAGACAACUCAUACCUCUAGAUUAGAUUCUCCUCAGUUUACCACCUCCUCGGCGGGAUACUGUAUCAAAUUCUGGUACAAUAUGCACGGACAAGAUAUCAAAUUUCUUAAAGUUUACGCAAAGGUUAAUGGUGGACUUGGAUAUCCUGUGUUUACCAAGACAGGUUAUGUAGAUUCGGAUUGGCACCAAGCACAGAUAUCAUUGGAUAAUGAAUAUACGUCACAUCCGUUCCAGAUAGUUUUUGAGUCAUCGACCAAUGCUUAUUACACAAACCAUUAUACCAGUGGGGGUUACCACCAUAUCUACUCUCUCGACAAAUCUAACACUGCCAUAGAUGAUGUUACAGUGUUUAACACGUCCUGUAGUCGCUUAUCUCAGUCAUCUCAUGGGUCCCAUGUACGUCAGAAUGGCUCAGAUACAUCGUAUUACUCCUUCCAUGCCAAACCAUUGACUUGGAACGAAGCUAAGACGGCAUGUCGUCGAGAAGACAGUCAAUCUAGUUUGGUGUCUAUAAACAGUCAAGGAGAACAGGACUAUCUUGUAAGAACUAUAAAAAACGAUGAAGAUUUAUCAAAUAUUGCAAGCCUAGGAUUUUACACAGGCGGAAAUGAUGAAAAGAGUGAACAUAACUUUGUGUGGACAGACAAUGGAGCUCCAGUCACCUACAGCAAUUGGCGUCCGGGUCAACCAAACAAUGUCGGUGGCGAUCAGGAUUGUUUAUUACUACAGUACCCUGACACCAACUUUGAAUGGGGAGAUGUGGCAUGUUCUGAAAAACAUCCAUAUAUUUGUGAAUACCACAACUAAUUAAACCGUUGGAUCACACAUUAAAUUAUUUUCAAAUUUA